This is a messenger RNA of Varanus komodoensis (Komodo dragon), 4533 nucleotides long. It is a transcript of the gene VWDE, whose product is annotated as von Willebrand factor D and EGF domains. NCBI's taxonomy places the organism in Eukaryota, Metazoa, Chordata, Lepidosauria, Squamata, Varanidae. Gene Ontology annotation, biological process: anatomical structure development. The transcript is spliced from 29 exons. The record is from RefSeq and is a predicted model, not a curated record. The coding region runs from base 1 to 4533 and encodes 1510 amino acids. Gene Ontology annotation, molecular function: calcium ion binding; signaling receptor binding. Gene Ontology annotation, cellular component: extracellular region; cell surface.
AUGCGUUGCAAACGUGCGAAUUCUCGCCCUCCACGGGACAAGCAGGAGCGGCGAGCUUGCCUGAGCCAGGAGGCACGAGAUGAGGGGGGGUGGCUCAAAAGAGCGGAGAGCCAAAAUCCCGGCCGCUUGCCCUGCUCUAGAGCCUUCCGUGAGGAGCAGCCGACGCGCAGCCCGCGCCCAGCUCUGCUGCCGCUCCGGCUGCUGUCGGGCAGGACGGCCUGCGGGGGGAGGGCGCGCCAGACGUCCCGGGACUCGGGCGAACUGCAGCAGCGUUGCGCCGCGCCGCGGGCAGAGCGCCGCUGGUCCCCGGCCGCGUUUCUCGGGCGGAAGAGCGGCGCCGAGCACACCUGUUGCCGCUGCUCCCCAGCGGGCUCGGGCUCGGGCUGGGGCGCCGAGCUGCGGGAACGACUUCCCCGCGUGCAGGGCAGCCCCCAGGGGAAGGGCAGCCAUGCGCUCGCCGGGCAGCGUCGUCUCCCUGUGCGUGGCUCUGCUGUGCUUCCAGGAAGCGCGCUGCCAGCAAGAAAUCAGAAUGUUAAUUUCUUCAAUAUUUCUGCAGCUCUAGAAUGUCUUCCUGAUGGUCAUCAGAUCCUUCAUAAUCCAUACCGAAGCACUGAUUUUGAUUCAACACAACUUCAGCAAUCAGCUAUUCAGGACUUAAUAUGUGACCAUUCCCUGGAAUCUGGAUGGUACCGCUUUCUGCUUUUUGAUAAACAGGCUGAAAUGCCAACCAAGUGUGUGGAGAUGAAUCACUGUGGAACACAGGCCCCUGUCUGGUUGUCUCUGAGAGAUUCAGAAUCCAUGCCUCGACCUGGCGAGAUCAAACGCUUAACAGCCUGUGCAACAUGGCAGUUUUUCUUCACUACAAUGGAUUGCUGCCUUUUCCGAAUUCCUGUUAGUGUGAGGAACUGCGGAGCUUUCUUUGUGUACUUGCUUCAGCCUACCCAGGGGUGCAUGGGAUAUUGCUCAGAAGUUAUUUCAGAUGCCAAGCUGCAGGACUGCCAACCUGGGGAGACAGAAACUGAAACAUCCUGCAACGGAAAAUUGUCUCCUUCACAAUUGCCACUUCCAUCACCUGCCCCUCCCAGCACACCUGAAAUUGUGGCAGAGUUACUGGAAGGCAGCAUUUUCUUAAGAUGCACCUUUGAUGUUCCCUCUAUAAACACCACAGUGGGCUUUAUUGUGUCUUGGUCCAGAUUGUCUCCUGAAGGCAUCAAAGAAGAGCUGAAACAAGAGACAACAGUCCAGGCAUUUUCACUUUUAGAACUGGAUGGUAUAAACAUCAGACUCGGAGACAGGAUUUACUGUGGCAGUUCUACCUUUUUCUUAGAAAAUCCAGAAAUUCAGAGCUCAUUUAUUGAGAGCAAGGAAUUUUUUGUGGGAAUUAAGCUGAUUCCUGAGGCCUUUACCAUAUCAGAGGAUGGAAAAGAAUACAAGCUGACAAUAGAGAGCAAAAUUCCCAUUCCUUGCCCUCAAGCUAGUCCACUGGAAAAUGACUGCAAAAUCUCAUUAAAAUUAAAUACGGUAGAAGAAGGUAAUGAUCAUCAGAGUUUAAACUUGGCUCUAUCUUCUUGUCACGUGGAUCUUCUUCUGCACCCCUGCCUCAAUGGAACAUGUGGCCAUGCCAGUGUCCAAUAUACCGCUGUGACAGAUUUGAUUCAAGAUGGAGACAGAAGAACCAGGAUUGUGGUGGAACCUAUCGUUAGUGACCAUUUUCUGUGGAACGGUUACACUCCUGAGAGUGUUCAGGUUACUGUGAAGGAUCUCCCUUCUGCCUAUUGCUACUCCUUUACCGACCCACAUAUCAUUACAUUUGAUGGUUUUCAGGUUCCAGAAAUUACAGAGCUGGAUAAUGGAGGAUUAUGUGAUGUCCGGCAGUAUGACUGCACAACUGUAAGAGCUUUUGGCCAUGGCUUCAUGGACUCGCCAAGCCUCAGAUGUGAAAUUAACAAAUUUCAGUACAGUGAUAACAAAUGGGUGCUUGGAGAAUCUGUAUUCUUCCCUGCUGCCUUCCACAACACCAGGACCGUGUCUUGCCAGCUUCCCACUGAAGGGCAGCAGUCUCAUCCUAUGAACCUAUUGAAUAACCAGCCCACUGCAAGGUGGCAAAUCAAGAUUUCUAAUGAUGGGUUCACUUAUAGCAACCCUAAAGCAGUGACUUUAUUUGAUGGAGUUUGUCAGAUAUGUGAUCCACAAUCUGAUGGAUUAUGCAUGUUAAAGGAGAAGACAUGUAACAUAGAUGGAAUUUGUUAUGGUGAAGGUGACAUAAAUCCUGCCAGCUCCUGCUUGCUCUGCAGACCUGAAAUAUCUGAACUAACUUGGUCAGUUGCUGAAAGCAACCAGCCUCCUGUGUUUCAGAACAUGCAAGCCAGGCUUCAGACAUUUCAUGGGGAGACUUUUGUGUAUCAUUUCACAGCAACGGACCCAGAAGGCUCGGCUGUUGCUUUCUCGCUGAGUUCUGGUCCCCCAGGUGGCCGUCUUUCUCCUGCUGGACUGCUGAUAUGGAAGGCAGUGUCAGAAAAUGCUCAGAAAUUUGCCUUUUCUGUGACAGAUGAGUGCGGCGCUGAAACCAAAGCAGUAAUAGAGGUCAGCGUGAAAACAUGUGACUGUUUAAAUGGUGGAACUUGUGUGACAAAUACUAAUUUCCCCCCUGGAAGUGGGAAAUAUUUGUGUGUCUGCCUGCCAGGAUUUGAAGGUAGACAUUGCCAAGAAGAUACUGAUGAAUGCAAAUCCAAGCCAUGCUUCCCAGGAGUAGUUUGUUUUAAUACGAUCGAUUCCUACCAUUGUGGCCCAUGUCCAGAAGGCCUGUAUGGAGAUGGGAAAAUAUGCUAUAGUAAGAGAUCAACAACAUCCCCCAACAACCCAUGGCUUUUGGAAAAUGCAUAUAGCCAAAAUGAAGACCAUCAUGGAGUGAAAAUGGAUGAAAGUCUGAGUGCUGGUCAAGGAUACACAAUUGCUGGUGGCCAUAGUGAUGGAAAUGUCUCUGGUUUCCUGCAACUGUCAACUGCUUCCACAAACAUCCUCCGUAAUCCUACAGAUGCUCCCAAAAGUUUCAUUUCCUCAGAAAUAGCCACCAGCACUCCAUCAACUGCUGCAGCCCAGUUGGCCAGAUCUCCAAAUGUGUUCAUUUCACAGAGAACAGCUUUUAGAAAGCCUAUUAGCAGAGGAUACCCUGAUUAUGCAUUAAGUGUCACUACCAAAAACAUCCAUUCUGUCAAUGCAUGGAAAGACUUAGCUGUAAACUCUGCUUCUGACACAUCACUGAGAAAUAGCACAGACUCUCCUGGGAAAGCAACGGAGACACAAAACCAGACCUAUUUUCCCCUCGAGGCCGGCAUAACAUUGAGCAGCAAAGCUAACAUGAUCAAUAGGACACUGGCAACAAAGAAAAAACCCAGAGGAAGGCCAUUUGGCACACGUCAAGAUGAUACUGUAUGGUCUACCUUUGAGAGAUUUGCUAUGCCAAGCACAGAUCAAAAAGUAGUUGCAACAGCUGCCCCACACUUAUUAACCUGUGCAGAUUCACCCUGUUUCCCUGGGGUUCCUUGUGGACCAAAUGAAAGGGGGGACUUCAGAUGUGGCCGUUGUCCCUUUGGUUAUUAUGGAGAUGGGAUAAUUUGCAGAGCAAUAUGCAGACAUAGAUGUGGCAAGAACAUGGAGUGUGUGGCACCCAAUACGUGCAGGUGUAAGUCUGGCUACUCUGGCCGUAGUUGUCAGGCUGCUUUGUGUCGACCAGACUGCAAAAACCACGGGAGAUGCAUCAAGCCCAAUAUAUGUGCAUGUCUUCCAGGAUUCAGUGGUUUCAUCUGUGAUGAAGCACAUUGUAAUCCACCUUGUCAACAUGGAGGAACCUGUCUCACUCGAAACCUCUGCACCUGCCCAUAUGGGUUUGUGGGUCCACGGUGUGAAACAAUGGUUUGCAACAGGCACUGUGAAAAUGGCGGUGAAUGUCUUACUCCAGAUGUCUGCCAGUGCAGAACUGGCUGGUAUGGACCCACAUGUAGCACAGCAGUGUGUGACCCGGUGUGCCUCAAUGGUGGAUCCUGUAUUAAACCAAAUAUAUGCCUUUGCCCAAAUGGAUUUUUUGGUGCCUCUUGUCAGAAUGCUGUCUGUAACCCUUCAUGUAAGAAUGGUGGCCUCUGUAGGAGAAAUAAUGUUUGUGCAUGUCCUGAAGGCUACAUUGGCAGAAGGUGUGAAAAAAGUAUCUGUGACCCAGUGUGCAUGAAUGGCGCAAGAUGUGUCGGCCCGAAUAUGUGCUCCUGCCCAUCGGGAUGGAGAGGCACAAGAUGCAAUACACCUAUAUGUCUUCAGAAGUGCAAGAAUGGGGGUGAAUGUAUUGGACCAAGUACUUGCCAUUGUCCUCCAGGGUGGGAAGGAAUUCAGUGUCAAACACCUGUGUGCAACUGGAAAUGCCUAUAUGGAGGGACAUGCAUACAGCCCAAUGUUUGCUCUUGCCGUCGGGGCUACACUGGCACCACCUGUGAGGAAAAAAUUCAGGUAACUGCAGUAGAUGAAGGAGGAGCGGGAAGGAACUAA